AUGUCGUCUCAGCAACGCAGAUCUCGCGCUUGUAAUGAGUGCCGGCGUCGUAAGGUCCGCUGUCCCGGCCAUCAACCCUGCCAUCGAUGCGAGAAACAGGGCUUACCAUGCACCUACCAAAAUGCCCUUACCGCUGCUGCUAGUCGUUCACGUCUUGGAGCCGCCGCCCGAGGCACCAGGAUCGCGUCAUCUCGAGAACCGUCCCAAGAGAAGCCUUCUACAUCAACAUCACAAUCGCCCACGCUGUUUCCUCCUGUCCUGAGAAGUAGUUCUCUCGGAGCGUCUGAAUUUUCAGUACCCUUGGAACCCGAGGCCUUCAACAGCAUGAUCCUUGAGUUCAUGGAUUAUAUGUACCCCGUGUGUCCCAUCCUGGAAGAGGAUGAGCUUCGUGCCAACAUCCGCCAGAUGCAUGUUGACAAUGAUGCGGCGGCAUUGGUCUAUGCAUUUUCCGGCAUGGGAUUCUUCAUUAGGCAGUUGUCCAAGCCAUGGCAGCCUGACUGCUACAGACAGACAGCAGAGAUGGUGGCCCUCGCUCUCGACCACCAUCGCCCUCUCAGGUUUGGUUCUGAACCAAAGUUGAACCGGAUCAUUGGCUGUAUAUUUAUACAGAUGUGCCUACUAGUCACCCGCCGGCUAGACAUGGCAUUCUUCUACCUUCGAGAGGCCAUUUCCCUUAUGCUCAUGCGUAGUCUUGACGACUUUCUGGGAGAGCGGGAGGUCAAUCCUCUUGAACGGGGACACCGCGAGCGUAUUUACUGGGUGUGCUUCAUUCAUGAACGAGUCCUGGCACUUGAAGGUUCAACGACCGUUUGUCUCGACCCCUUACCGUCCCUGCCAGAUGUGGCAGACGCAGCUCAAGACUCUGUUGAGCGGGGCUUCAAUCACAUAAUCGAGACUUAUGCCGUUGUCGACAAAGACUUUGUCAGAUUCUGGACAGGGGACCGGUCUUUGAUGACAGCCAAAUGGAUCCAGGCCAAACACGAGCAGUUAGCUGGCCCGUCUGGGGAGCUCGAAAUUACCAUGCUUCUUCCUAUACAGCAAGUUGACUUGAUCAUCUCGCGUCAGUGGCUACGAACUGUAACCUGGCAGAUGGCAAUGUCUAAAAUGCUGCUAUCCUCCCAAACCGGUCAGCCUGAGGGCCUUUCGCUGUUCAUGCCCCUACGACUCUCAAAGCAGCUCAAAGUAUGCCUAGCCGCACUGUCCCAUCACAGCAUUGCAGUUUACAAUGUUGGACUCGUCCCCAAACUUUUUGAGAUCACCACCACUGUUGCCGAUCUGGUCUUGGCGUUGCCACCGAGAGACUGCGCCGAAGAAAUCCGAUCGAGGAUACAAGAUCUCUUACUCACGAAGCAGUUCUUGUUGGGCCUCGUUCAUGUUAAGCCAAACAAUCGCAAAAUCCUCCAGGAAAAGAUGGGUGAUAUUAUCAAUCGCCUCUACGGUGACUCAAGGCUAGCUUGA
Messenger RNA from Trichoderma gamsii, 1458 nucleotides. RefSeq lists its product as hypothetical. Lineage: Eukaryota; Fungi; Ascomycota; Sordariomycetes; Hypocreales; Hypocreaceae. Gene Ontology annotation, molecular function: DNA-binding transcription factor activity, RNA polymerase II-specific; zinc ion binding. The coding region runs from base 1 to 1458 and encodes 485 amino acids. The transcript has a single exon. Gene Ontology annotation, biological process: regulation of DNA-templated transcription. The record is from RefSeq and is a predicted model, not a curated record.